This is a messenger RNA of Cryptomeria japonica (Japanese cedar), 888 nucleotides long. RefSeq names its product protein transport protein Sec61 subunit gamma-like. Gene Ontology annotation, molecular function: transmembrane protein transporter activity. Gene Ontology annotation, cellular component: membrane; Ssh1 translocon complex. The transcript is spliced from 4 exons. NCBI's taxonomy places the organism in Eukaryota, Viridiplantae, Streptophyta, Pinopsida, Cupressales, Cupressaceae. The coding region runs from base 119 to 328 and encodes 69 amino acids. The record is from RefSeq and is a predicted model, not a curated record. Gene Ontology annotation, biological process: post-translational protein targeting to membrane, translocation; protein targeting.
AAAUUAUGUUAAACUUGCUGGAAGAAGAAGAAAUGGAUUUUGUAGAUGGCUUCCUUAGUUCGCUUUCUUCCUCAGUAAUUUUUAUCUUGUUCGUGAUUGUGGGUGUUCUUUAAGAAUCAUGGAGGUUGUGGACAUUGUUGUACAACCCUUGAAGGAAUUUGCUAAAUAUAGCAUCAGACUCAUUAAGAGAUGUCACAAGCCAGAUCGCAAAGAGUUCAGUAAAGUUUCAUUCAAGACAACUAUUGGCUUCGUUGUGAUGGGCUUUGUUGGGUUCUUUGUGAAAUUAAUUUUCAUUCCAAUUAACAACCUCAUUGUUGGAUCUGGAUAGGGUGCUUUCAGAAAUAGGAGUCUUAGGGGCAUAACUACAAAGUGGAGGCAUGCUUUUGGAGGCUUUAGCUAUCCUUGUACUCAGUUACUCUUUGGGCAAGGUAGGGUCUGAAAAUUGAAUAUAACCCCAUUGGAUAUUAUACUUUUAUGAGAUUCUUUUAUCUGGUAUUGGAACUACAACCUCUUAAUAUAAUUUAUGUAUCCCCUGGCCACUAUUUUGCACAAGUGAAUGGCUAUAUGGUCGAUGGAUAGAAAGUGACCAGGUAUUUAGAGACACUAUUUUUAAAAACAAAUUUGGCUAAUUUCACUCUAAAUUUAAGGGCUUACUAUUCAGGGUUUGGGCAAGGUUCCUCAUUCCAAUCUUGUUUGCCCAAUGUUGGAUUCUUUACCAUUUGUUUUGUAGUAGCAAUGGAUCUCUUAGAUAUAGAUCCUUGACAAUCAAUAUGAGAUUUUAGAGGAAUCCAAAAGUUUAGUGUCAUGCCUAGUUGACAUCAAAAGUAAACUAGAAAAAAGUGGGAGUGACUGUUUGUUGUUAAUCUGAACACAACUAUUAGUGCAACA